Plutella xylostella (diamondback moth) is the source of this 2419-nucleotide messenger RNA. RefSeq names its product 1,4-alpha-glucan-branching enzyme (gene AGBE). Gene Ontology annotation, cellular component: cytoplasm. The record is from RefSeq and is a predicted model, not a curated record. Gene Ontology annotation, molecular function: cation binding; 1,4-alpha-glucan branching enzyme activity; hydrolase activity, hydrolyzing O-glycosyl compounds. Gene Ontology annotation, biological process: glycogen biosynthetic process. NCBI's taxonomy places the organism in Eukaryota, Metazoa, Arthropoda, Insecta, Lepidoptera, Plutellidae.
AAUGUAAAACACAGUUAUUGUGGAAAUCAUUUGAAUAGCAGAUACAGUUUCGCGCGGUUGUCAGCGCUUGCGCAUUUAUAAGCCGGUUCUAAGAUAUACAUAGAUAUAGGUAACAUAAAUAAUGGGUGGUAACUACUCUGCAAUGGAUCCGAUGGACAUCCCAGUCCCUGAUUUGGAGCAAUUAUUUGAACGUGACGGCUAUUUAAAGCCUUACGAGAGGGAAAUACGGCGCAGAUAUGGCUGCUUCAAGGAUCUGUGGGAUAAGAUCCAGUCGUGGGAAGGCGGCAUGGAGGGGUUCACUAAGGGGUACCAGUACUACGGGCCCCAGUACAACCAGGACGGAUCUGUGACCUGGAGAGAGUGGGCCCCAGGGGCGCACAGCAUGCAUUUACAGGGAGACUUUAACGGCUGGAACAACAAAAGCCAUGCAUUCAAGAAGCUCGAGUUCGGGAAGUGGGAGCUCCACAUCCCCGCCAACCCCGACGGCUCGUGUCCCCUGAAGCACGAGAGCCGCCUGCAGAUCAUCGUCAACGACAACUUGUACCGCAUCUCGCCGUGGGCCAGCUACGUGAAGCCGUUCGAGGGGUUCACCUACCAGCAGUUCAUUUAUCGGCCUGAACAUCCAUACCAGUUCAAACAUCCUAAAGUGAACCGGCCCGAGUCUCCUCGCAUCUAUGAAUGUCAUGUCGGCAUUGCCACUCCCGAUGGCAGAGUCGGCACUUACAACGAAUUCAAGGAUAAUAUCUUGCCAAGGAUCAAAAACCAAGGAUACAAUGCUAUUCAACUCAUGGCAAUCAUGGAGCAUGCUUACUACGCAUCUUUCGGAUACCAAGUCACCAGUUUCUUCGCUGCAAGCAGUCGCUACGGCACUCCGUGCGAGCUGAAGCAGCUGAUCGACAGAGCCCACGAGCUGGGGCUCUACGUGUUGCUGGACGUGGUCCACUCACACGCCUCCAAGAACACCCUGGACGGCUUGAACGAGUUCGAUGGAACCAACGCCGGGUACUUCCAUGACGGACCCAGGGGCACGCAUCCGCUGUGGGACUCGAGGCUAUUCAAUUAUUCUGAGACUGAAGUGCUCCGGUUUUUGCUAUCAAACCUGAGAUGGUAUCAAGAGGAAUAUCAAUUCGAUGGAUUCAGAUUCGACGGCGUGACCUCAAUGCUGUACCACAGCCGCGGCGCCGGCGAGGGCUUCUCCGGUCACUACGACGAGUACUACGGACUGAACGUGGACACCGAGGCGCUGGUCUACCUCAUGCUGGCCAACGAGCUCGUGCACUCUAUCGACUCACGUGCCGUCACUAUUGCUGAGGACGUAUCAGGAAUGCCGGCGUCAUGCCGUCCGGUGAAGGAGGGCGGCACCGGGUUCGACUACCGGCUGGCGAUGGCCAUCCCGGACAUGUGGAUCAAGCUGCUCAAGGAGGAGAAGGACGAGGACUGGAAGAUGGGCCACAUCGUGCACACGCUCACUAAUAGGCGGUGGAAGGAGGGCACUGUGGCUUAUGCUGAGAGUCAUGACCAGGCGCUAGUAGGAGACAAAACCAUUGCGUUCUGGCUUAUGGACGCGGCAAUGUACUCGCACAUGAGCACGCUCAGUGAGCCCAGCGCCGUGGUGGAGCGCGGGCUGGCGCUGCACUGCAUGAUCCGGCUCAUCACGCACGCGCUGGGCGGGGAGGCGUAUCUUAACUUUAUUGGCAAUGAGUUCGGUCACCCCGAGUGGCUGGACUUCCCUCGCGCCGGCAACAACUCGUCGUACCACUACGCGCGGCGCCAGUGGAACCUCGUCGACGACCCGCUGCUGAAGUACAAGUUCCUCAACCAGUUCGAUAAGGACAUGAAUUUACUGGAGGAAAAGUACCGCUGGUUGAGUGCAGACCCGGCUUACGUAUCCUGCAAACAUGAAGGCGACAAGGUGGUGGCGUUCGAGAGAGCUGGCCUGCUGUUUGUGUUCAACUUCAAUACGACGCAGAGCUUCACGGACUACCGAGUGGGCGUCAAUGUCAACGGAGACUACAGGGUGGUCCUAAGUACGGAUAGCAAGGAAUAUGGCGGAUUUGGUCGAGUGGAGCCUGGCAACCAUGUGCACCCAACGCAGAGCAUACCCUGGGGAAACAGGAUCGAUUCUAUACAAGUGUACUGUCCCAGCCGGUCUGCCAUCGUCUACGCUCGACAAUAAGGACUCUCAAUACUUAUUACUGUUAAAAUAAGUCUGAAAAUAUAACUAUUCUUUUAACUAGUUUUUAAGAGAAUGAGUAUAGCCAUAUGCCUAGUCUGCGAUUUUAUUUUUGUUACUUGUAUUGGAUUUGAAAGUAAUCUUAUUUUUUAUAGCAGUAUACUGUUGAGUUUUAUAUUAUCAUGUUGCAGAGUUUAAUGCUUUGUUUUUAGUUAUGUAAAUAUUAAAAACAAAUGUAUAUUAUAA